Molecule: messenger RNA, 1934 nt
Organism: Exophiala xenobiotica
Lineage: Eukaryota; Fungi; Ascomycota; Eurotiomycetes; Chaetothyriales; Herpotrichiellaceae
Exons: 2
Coding region: 49-1383 (444 amino acids)
Biological process (GO): intracellular protein transport; clathrin-dependent endocytosis
Cellular component (GO): cytoplasmic vesicle; AP-2 adaptor complex
Molecular function (GO): clathrin-cargo adaptor activity
Source: RefSeq, a predicted model, not a curated record
AACUUUCAAUUCUCUUGUGAAGCGGCCAUUAAGGCUGCUAAAGCCAACAUGUUGAGCGGUAUUCUCCUCUUCAAUCAGAAGGGUGAGAACCUGAUCUUUCGAGCAUUUCGUCCCGAUUGCCGCCCUCGACUUGCAGACAUCUUUCGCAUCCAGGUCAUCUCCAAUGCCCAAGUCAGAUCACCCAUCCUUACCCUGGGUUCAACGACCUUCAGCCAUGUUAAGCACGAGAACAUCUAUCUUGUUGCUGUCACUAAAAGCAAUGCCAAUGCUGCCAUUGUCUUCGAAUUCCUCUACAGGUUUAUUGGUCUGGGGAAACAGUACUUUGGAAAGUUCGAUGAGGAGGCUGUUAAGAACAACUUUGUCCUGAUCUAUGAACUACUCGAUGAGAUUCUCGACUUUGGAUACCCUCAAAACACCGAUGUCGACGUCCUCAAGAUGUACAUUACACCUGACAACAUCUCCUCUGCCAUUCGGUCCGUAUCCGCACCGUCCAGCGAUACUUCCAAAAUCACAAUGCAGGCCACGGGUGCCCAGUCGUGGAGAAGAGGAGAUAUCAAAUACCGCAAGAACGAGGCUUUCGUGGAUGUCAUAGAGGAUGUGAAUCUGCUCAUGAGCGCGACGGGGACGGUGUUGAGGGCAGAUGUUACCGGUCAGAUCGUCAUGAGGGCAUACUUGACUGGUACACCUGAGUGCAAAUUCGGGCUGAAUGACCAACUAGUUGUUGGACAAAUCGCUCAUGGCUUGGACGGCCCUAUCAGCAGCCAAGAGGGCAGGAGGAAGGCCACCCGAGCGGCCGCAGGUUCGGUGACCUUGGAAGAUUGUCAGUUCCAUCAGUGCGUACAACUUGGCAAAUUUGAGACGGACCGAACGAUAUCCUUUGUCCCUCCAGACGGAGAAUUCGAGCUUAUGCGGUACCGGGCGGUUGAGAACGUCAACCUACCCUUCAAAGUGCAUGCUAUUGUUCGUGAGGUCGGCACAACCAAGGUGGAAUACAGUAUCGCUGUCAAAGCGAACUACGGCAGCAAGCUGUUUGCGACCAAUGUGGUGAUACGAAUACCAACACCACUGAACACUGCCAGCAUCACGGAGAGGACCACGCAAGGCAAAGCCAAGUACGAACCCGAGAACAACUGCAUCGUUUGGAAGAUUGCGCGAUUUACCGGCGGUAGCGAGUUUGUGCUUAGUGCUGAAGCACAUCUUACUAGCAUGACCAACCAAAAGGCCUGGUCACGGCCACCUCUUAGCAUGAACUUUUCACUGCUCAUGUUUACCAGCUCAGGUUUGUUGGUUCGAUAUCUGAAGGUUUUCGAAAAGAACAACUACAGCAGUGUUAAAUGGGUUCGCUACAUGACUAAAGCUGGGAGUUAUGAGAUACGAUUCUGAAGCACCAUGACCACGCUGCUCUUGUCGCGAGCAGUGUUAUGGGAUUUGGCUGACUGAUACAGCCACCCAAGUCAUGUGUCUGGAUGCACAUGAAGCGGUCUGCAGGGCCACCGAUGGCUAAUGACUCGGCAUCGCAACUGUCGCCCAGCCGUACUUUCUCCUGCUACCGAUACGAUGCAAUACCAUACAAAACCGACAAUGACUACAAAAGUCAUCAUACUGUGGACGAAAGCUUGAAGUGAUCACAAAUGGUGACGAAUCAGGAGAUACUCGGACUCCUUGUCCGUACGGCGUAACAAUGUGACGACACGUGAAGGAAAUCAAAGGACAUAAAUUGCAUGAUAUGAGGGUAUCUAUGAAUGGCCGACUCGCUGGAGCGGGCGAGAAACAAGAUGAUAAAUGUACUUAUACAAAUCAAGAACUGGGUGGUAGGAACAAGGCUACCAAGACGGAAUGUCCAAGUCUGUUCUUGAAAUCCUCCCUCCUCUUCUCAGACCGACGUUACCUUCUCCUACGAGAAGACUCCAUCGCCUGCCCAGGCUGUCUUUGUC